GAACACUCGAGGGAAGGGGACGACAAAGAAGCACAGUCAGCACGUUCUCUUCAUCGAGGCCGCCUGCGAAACCAAAAUUCUGCCGUGAAGAAAUUUCCAACUACGGAGAGUGCAAGGACGAUUUAGUCGGCGGGUCGACGGGCUUGACCUUCUACAGCAUGCCACCGAUUCCGGCGAUAUUCACUCUUUUCUUGGACCCCGGGGCAGUCACCAGACCAGCGGCCUGUCCAGCUCCACUAGGACACGUAAUUCAAAUCAUACUGGAGCGAGGGACUGCCACCAAAACCAGCAGGGCCAACUUCAGUUCAAGCACGUGCCCCCAGGAUAGACGCAAGCGCGGGACUCCGGGCCCCGUUAGUCGAACCAACACGAUGUGCAGCACGACACACCGCAUAGAGUCCAGCGCGGAGUCCGGCAUCCCGUCGAGCGCCUCGCAGAUCACCAAGUUGCCCGGCUGUCAGCAACCGUCUGUGCACUCGACCCUCAAAGACGAGUUCCAGGCUUUCGAUCUAAAAGCACGCUCCGAACUUCUCUCCAAGACCACCGAGAACCGUAUAAGGUCCCGCGGACACCCCAUGCAGCGACUCUGCUCCCUGCCAGGACCAGGACGACUGCGUGGGCGGCGCUUAACGGCGCAAAGCGCCUGGUUUUCCCGUCCUGAAGGGUACCUGCAACUCUGCCGCCACGCCGGCGACAGAGAAGCUGUGGGCGUCGAAGAGCACCACCACUCUGAGGCGUUCAAGCUCAAACAGUCCUCCGGCCAUCGUGCGGUUCACGUUCGUGCGUAUACGGUCCGCCUAGAAACCACUCCUACGACUGCGGCCACGGAGACCACCCACGUGACGACGGGUCAGAGCACGCGGCAGAGUGCGACAGUGUGUGACGGGACUGACCGCGACCAGGAGGACCCUUGUGGUACAGCAGUCUCGUCGGUCACUGCCAAUGGAGACUAGGAGGUGGAGAAGCCUUUAGCGCGAGGAGGAUUCUAUUCGGACGCUAUCAGGACGCGCAUCUAACGUCACCAAGACAUGCAUAUAUUUCCUUGUUUCGGUAUUUUGAAAAUGUUAGUACGUAACUUUAAAAACUGUUUCAAAGGCCUGUUUCUGUCGCAGGUCUUGAUUCAGUUUCUGUCGUAGGUCUUGCAAUAAAAAUUAUAUGUGUCGAA
Molecule: messenger RNA, 1165 nt
Organism: Dermacentor albipictus
Lineage: Eukaryota; Metazoa; Arthropoda; Arachnida; Ixodida; Ixodidae
Source: RefSeq, a predicted model, not a curated record